This is a messenger RNA of Aedes albopictus (Asian tiger mosquito), 1062 nucleotides long. RefSeq lists its product as uncharacterized. The record is from RefSeq and is a predicted model, not a curated record. The coding region runs from base 172 to 1062 and encodes 296 amino acids. Gene Ontology annotation, molecular function: nucleic acid binding; zinc ion binding. NCBI's taxonomy places the organism in Eukaryota, Metazoa, Arthropoda, Insecta, Diptera, Culicidae. The transcript has 2 exons.
CACUCCGCUGCCACGAGCAGGGAAAGGCGUAAAAGCCAGGAACAUGAAUAGCGAUAAUCAGAACGCAUUGCAACUGACACCGACACACAAAACCAGAAUUGUUUGAAAAAUAACAAUUUAGUGCUCCAUAGCAACCAUUUCUAUGUGUAAUUUUGAAUUUUCAGCGUAAGAAUGGAAGCUUGGAACAUAUGCCCGUUUAAGUUCAACCAUCUUCCGGAGACACAGACUCGGACAGAAUGGUUGCGUUGGAAACGAAACUUCGAAGUAAUUGUGGCCGCUAGCGAGGAGAAGAAUUCUACCAAAAUCAAGAACAUUCUUCUUGCCAAAGGAGGUCUAGAACUUCAAGACUUAUUCUAUUCAAUUGAUGGAGCUGAUGUGGUGGAAGAUAUUGAAAAAGGAGUUGACCCGUACAAGAUAGCCAUAGCCAAGUUGGAUGGACAUUUCGUUCCGAAGCAGCACGAUUCUUUUGAGCGGAACGAGUUUUGCCAACUAUCACCGCCCACUACUAAUGAAGGAAAGCGCGAACCACUGGGGAAAUUUUUGAUGCGUUGUGCGGACCAAGCGAAGAGGUGUAAUUUUGGAAAGACGGAGGCUGAAAGUCGUGAAUUGCGGAUCAUGGACAAGGUAAUUUAUCAUGCUCCGGCCGAAUUGAGAGAGAGGUUGUUGCAGAAAGAGAAAUUGAAUUUGGCACAGCUGACACGCAUUGUAAAUUCGUUUGAAUCGAUCAAGACUCAAUCAAAAGCGAUUGAAAACACAGGAUUAGGUGAUGCAUCAGCGUCCACAGUUUCGGAUCAGACUACGCGGAUCAAUAAGCUAAAUACUACGGCCAAUCGUUAUGGUAGCACGUGUUUCCGUUGCGGUCAGCAGAGUCAUUAUGGAAACGAUCGCGAAUGCCCAGCGCGUGGAAGGAAAUGUGAGAAGUGCCACAAAAUAGGACAUUAUGCUAAAGUAUGUCGAUCAGGAGCAACAUUCAAACGACGUUAUGAAGGAUCAAAUUUUGGCCAUCCAGAUAAACGAAGGAAAUUUGGGAAUUGUAGCCGAAGAAAACCUGGAGCAGGCUGA